Messenger RNA from Gongylonema pulchrum, 864 nucleotides. The record is from the annotation of a GenBank genome assembly. NCBI's taxonomy places the organism in Eukaryota, Metazoa, Nematoda, Chromadorea, Rhabditida, Gongylonematidae.
AUGCACCAAGCGAUGCCAGUGGGUGCUUUGAAAUCGGUGAGAGUUGCUCGGCUCUCAUUUAGGGAGAAAAAAUGUGUACUACAAAAGCUUCGUCCAGCGCAGCGCUACUCCGAAUUUUAUGGCCGUAAAGGCGAGGUGGAUUUGGAUGAUCCGUUGCUUUAUCACCGCUUAAUUGAGGCAGAAAAGUUCGCCUAUGCACAGCGCGCAAAACUUGGUGAUCCCGCGUAUGUCCCAGAAGCUUUGCAACUUGCUCAAAAUAUGACCAGAAGCUCGUACUCUAAACUGAUUAUGUCACUUAUUAAAGAAACAUCGCAACCGCUGGAAGCAUAUACUGACACUUUGUUGCAUUUGCCAGAUGACCAUGGAACAUCACACGUUUCGGCCAUCGACAAGGAUUCCAAUGCUGUCGCAUGCACUAGCACCAUUAAUCAAAUAUUUGGCUCGAUGAGGAUUUCUCCGACUUUAGGAAUUGUUUGGAAUGAUGAAAUGGACGAUUUCUCAAUUCCCGGAACGAGUAAUGCGUUUGGCAUUGCACCAUCGCCAGCCAAUUACAUCGAGCCUGGUAAAAGGCCGAUGAGCACUACAGCACAAGCGGUCAUCCGUAUGCUCUUGUUCAACCAGACCGUCAAAGAAGCUAUUGAUGCUCCUCGUUUGCACAACCAGUUUCUGCCUCCCGUAACACUGUACGAAUCUUCAUUUCCUGAGGAAAUUAUCGCAAACCUGACGAAUGCACGAGAGCAGAACAUGACUUCAACAGAAAAAUUGAAAUGUGUAGUGCAGGCGCUGCUGGUGGGCGAUGACGACUACAUUUACGGCAAUAGUGAUUUUCGGCGACAGACAUCGACAUAUCCUUCUGGAUUCUAA